AUGAGCAUCAUGGCGGAACUGGAUAGUUAUGGAGUAGUGAACCUUGCGUAUGUCCCCUACCCGACGGACACUGAGGACGACCUCCCAGCAUGGCCUGAGGAGGUCUUUCCCAAUCUUCCGGCUCGUCCUGAACGCAGAUGCAACGCUCAGUCCCCUCAACAAGAAGCUGUUAAGGAAGACACAUCAAGACCGCUGAGAAAGGAGGAGCGAGAGGAACAGCACGUGGGAGAUGUGCCUGAUGGUGGUUGGUCCUGGGUGGUGGCCGUGGGUGCUGCCCUCAUAAUGACCUUCUUCUCUGGGCCUUUGUUGGGUCCGUUACUGGCAGAAUUCUCUUGGAGGUCGGUGGCAAUGCCAAGCGCGCUGCUUGCCGCUGCCUCGCUUGUGCUGUCGUCUUUCGCCGACUCUGCUGAGUUCCUGAUUUUCUCUUAUUCCGUCGUGGGAGGAAUAAGUUGCGGCCUUUUGAAUAACUUGUGUUACGUUAUUGUCCCACACUAUUUCUACAAACGUCGAGGGAUAGCAUAUGUCAUACUGGUGGCAGGUGUGUCAUGCGGUCCGAUCCUCGGCUCGCUCCUUGUCAGUUUUCUCCAAGAAAGUUUAGGGUUCAAAGGGGCAACGCUCAUCACUGGUGCGGUCGUGUUCAAUGCCUGCGUCGGCGCCUCGCUCUUUCGCCCUCUGCAGAAAAAACCCGGAGACUCUGAAAAGGGCAAAAAUCUAUACAGACUGAUGUUAAGAGUGAUUUGGAGCACUGUCACAGAUAUAAGCGUUCUGAAAUCACCCCGAGCUGCUAUCAUCGCUGUUAGCGGAGCUCUUACUCUCAACAGCUGGCUAAAUUUCUUAACACUAGUACCCUUUGCUGUCCAAGCGGCAGGUUACUCUUUCCAAGAUGCAGCCUGGUGCGUAACGGCAUCCGCUGUGGGUAACCUAAUAGGAAGUCUAGGAAUCUCUGUGCUGCUUGAUUGUCCACUUUUCAACAUGAGAAUUAGUUGCAUGGUCUGCACUGCCAUCAUCGGUGCCUCAAUACUAGCUUUCAGUCUGAUAGAUGAUAUCACGCUGCUAAUGUUUGUGAUGGGCGCGUGGGGCUUUGGCGUCGGGGGCUACAUGGGGACCUACAACCUGGUGAUCGAGAAGUAUAUGGGCCCUGAUAAACUGAUUCCUACGUGCGGAGUUACACUGAUGCUGGUAGGCCUUUGCUUCAUCACCAGUGGACCGGUGAUAGGUCUGAUUAGGGACAUGAGCCAGAGCUACGCUGUUAGUAUGUACGUGCUCUCCGGAAUGGCCUUUGUGUGCUCCAUCUUGUGGAACUUCAUGCCAGCGGCCGUUCGGUACGACCAACGCAGAGAUAACGAGCAGAGUUCCCGGAAGCUGUUCCCUUAA
Messenger RNA from Penaeus indicus, 1374 nucleotides. Its product is annotated as monocarboxylate transporter 12-B-like. Gene Ontology annotation, cellular component: membrane. The transcript has 7 exons. NCBI's taxonomy places the organism in Eukaryota, Metazoa, Arthropoda, Malacostraca, Decapoda, Penaeidae. Gene Ontology annotation, biological process: transmembrane transport. The record is from RefSeq and is a predicted model, not a curated record. Bases 1 to 1374 code for a protein of 457 amino acids. Gene Ontology annotation, molecular function: monocarboxylic acid transmembrane transporter activity.